Messenger RNA from Tetrahymena thermophila SB210, 4077 nucleotides. RefSeq lists its product as hypothetical. The transcript is spliced from 6 exons. The record is from RefSeq and is a predicted model, not a curated record. Lineage: Eukaryota; Ciliophora; Oligohymenophorea; Hymenostomatida; Tetrahymenidae.
GUAAACAAAAGAAAUUAUUAAUUAAAUUACUAUUUUUAUAAUCAGGAAAGAAUAUUUAAGUUAUCAAAUGAAUUACUUUGAAGACAGUCUGAAUGUUUAGAUAUCAUUAGCUGAUGCGAAUUUGGGAUAUUUAAAUAGUUCAGGAGUAGCUCCUGCAGGAGGAAAUUCAAAUAAUAGAUAGGCAAGUAAAUAAAAUAAUGUAAUAAGGGUGGAGAGCUGUAAUGGCAAUAAAUUAUUAGAUAAUAUUCCAAAAUAAAUGUACAAUAAAAGAGCCUAGUCAGUUGAAACUCGCACUGUGAGUUAGCGCAAUUAAAAUGGUGCAUUAGGAAGUAUUUUAAACAGUCUUAAUUAGCAUUCUGAUUUAGAAAAUGAUUUUUCUCCCAAUAUUUAAGGUGGGAAUGCUAGAGUUGAUAGCAAAAAUUUUUAAAAAGAGGCGUAUAUGAAUGGCGCUGAUAAUUUUUCAUCUUCAUUUGCAGAAUAAUAAUAGUUAAAAUUCUAGUAAAUGAGAAGCCAAUUAAACACACCAACUUUUGGGGAGUGAAGAAAAAACAAAUGUUCUUUUUAGAAAGACAACCAAAACCACAAAUUUUAAGCAUACAAUCACCACAUAAAUGGGCUCAGUAAUUAGCCCCAAUAUCAUCAUUAAAUACACGUUGUUGGUUCGGGCUCCUCAACUAACUCUGGAGCUAGAAGCAUUAAUAGAGCAAAUAUAGACUUUACUAAUAAUAUCAUGUAUUUUUAGAAACCUGAUAAUUAUAAUAUACUUCUUAAACACCCUAAGAUUUCAAAGAAAUCACCACUUUUUGAUAAAUUUAAUCUACCUAAAUCCCCUAUAAAUAUCAACGGAAAGAAAAAUUAAUUAAACACAAGUGCUGUUAAUUAAUCCUUUAGUCAUUAAAUAUAACCAAAAAGCAGGGAAGAAUCUUUUUCGCCAAUCAUGUAUAUUAGAGGAAAUAGCAAUGGUUACACAGGAAAUACAAUAAAUACUCUAAUGACAUAGCCAAACAAUAACAAUGAUAUUUUAGCUGAAAAUAGACUUAACAGUGAUGCAGGCUUACCUUUAAUUUAACCAUACAAAGAAAAAUUAACUAAUUAGUACAUAGAAUAAAAUUAUAUAAACAAUCUUACUUAGCAAUAAAAAGUGUACAAUUAAUAUUAAUCCCAACCACCUAGUCAUUCUUAAAAUGUAUCCCUAGAAAAAGAAAAAACUGUAAAUUAUAAUUUAAUAAAGUUGUCUGAUUUAAAUACUAACCACUACAAAACAAAAGUGUCUUAAUCUCAUUAAAAGAAUAGCACACUAGUAAAUAAAAAGUAUGGGGCAAUAUCUAAUAUAAAUAAUAAAAAUAAUGGAAACUACGAUAAUAAUUUAAAUGUUAUAAGUAGUACAUCAUAGGUUAUUGGAAACAAUUAAAACAUUCUAUAAAAACAAUAACAAACUAGUGCAAUAAGUAAUAUAAAUACUAAUAGAAAUAAUAUACAUCCUUCAUCAACUACUUAAGUAGUUGAAGAAAUAAUAAAGAACGGGUCUUUAGUAUAAAAUUCUAAUUAAAUAAACAAACAGAACAGCUCAAGCAAUCCAAAUAGUAAUUUUUAAAGUAAAGCCGAAUUAUAAAAAAUUGAAACAACACCUUUAUUAGAAUAAAACGCAACUUUUAGCUAAAAAUAAAUAGAAACUCAUUUAUAUAGUCAGGGAGAUAUACUUCUUAGCCAAAUCGAUUUAGAACCUUUAGGUGGGAACGAUAAUAAAAAGUAUAAUAGCUAAAUGGGGAGUUUCAAUAAUUUGGAUGAUUAACUUAUGAUAUUCAACAAGGAUAAGCUCUUUUUAAAUUAAAAUAGCAAUAAUCUUAGUAUGAAAGGAUCUACGUUAAAUAUUCAAUUUAUGAAUAACAGUUAUAAUAAUGCUGACUUAUUAUCUAUAAAUAAUGACAUACUUUCAGUUUGUAAUGAUAAAUUAUCACUUUACGAAACAGCUUCGUAAGGAAAUACUGUCUAUUUAAAUAAUAAUAACAAUAAUUAUAUACUCAAUUAAAAUGAUAGUAGCUCUUUUUUAACAAGAUCUAUGUGUGAUAAUUGUACCUUACCAAAUGUGAAUAUGCUAAGCUAGGUUUCAGAUGGUUUAGACUCUUCUACACUUCCUAGCUCAAUGCACUAUGCCAAUUAUUUAUAAAAUAACUUAAUACAGAGAAGGAAAAACUCCAAAUAAAUUUCAGACGAUCUCUUAGGAAACAGUAAUUCCCAUAAUAGCACAACUUUAGAUGAAACAAAACCCUAAUAAAUAUUUUCAGCAUUUCCCCAAUAAAGGAGAAACUCCUUCCGUAAAAGAAAUGUUUAUUCAGUUCAUUAGCCCCACCAUAACUACUAAUUAGCACCUUAGCAAUACAACUAAAAUUAAAUUUAAUCAGAUCGCCGUCAUAAUAACUAGCGUUUAGAAAUAACAGCUUAAUUUUAGUAAGUAGACUAAAAAGAGAGAACAACUAAAGAUAAAUAGCACAUGAAGCUUAGUGAAGUUGUGAACAGAGCUGGAGAAGUGCUGAAUACAAAGUAUCUCUAAGAAGAAAUAAUAAUAGAUUCAAAUGAUAAAAAAAAUUAACCUAUCGAAAAACAAACAAAGAGCUCAGAAAACAGCUUUUAAGAUAAAAAUUUUAGCUUUUUCCAAGCACAAUAACAAAAUGAAAAACAGUAGGCAAGUAAAUAAAUGCUUAAAGACAAAGCUUCGUAGUAAUAAAAUCAAUAACAGUAGUAAAAGUAAUAUAAAUCCAAAGAAGCAAGCAAGAGUGCUCAUUAAACUCCUAAAAAUGUAAACGAUUUAAACUUGCAGAUAUUUUCAUCAGGAGUUAACUCAUAAUUAAACUCAAGGAGAAAUAUUUCUCCCCCAAAAGUACUGCCAGUUAUAUAAAUCGAAAAAGAAAACGAUCACUCAGUAAACAGGAUAGAAUUAGAUUUUUAAAAGUAAAAAAAAUAAACAAAUACAGAGGAGCCAUAAAUAACUAAAUUUAAAGGAAGAAGGUUUAAAUCUAUUGAUAAUCAGAAAAUUAAUAAUAUACUGCCAAAUAAUCUAUCAUCAUACUAGCCUUCUCCUUUUGAAAUAGAAAGCAAAUACAACAAUGAAAAAUGAAAAAUUAUUUACCUAUCUUACUGAAAUUUAGAAAUUUAAAAUGAAAUUAAAACAAAAAUAAGUUAGUUUCUAGUGAAGAUAAAGCAUUUAAACUAGAAUAAUGAUUGAAAAAAAUAAUAAAAUAAAAAAUUUCACCUUCAAACUUCAUAAAUUAAUAAACUGCUUUAUUUAUAAUAUUUUAAAAUUAAUUUAUAUUUAAUCUUAUUCAAAAAUAAGGAAAAAAUUAAUGAUUUAUAAAUUCACUAUUUUUUCUUUAAUUUUGAAUAUCUUUAUUCUGCAAAAAAUAUUUUUAGUAUCAAAAUUAUCUCAAUCAAAAUGAUUAAAAUUCAGAAAAAUAUAAUAUAAAAUAUUUUCAAGUCACUUUGAACCUUAAUACAUGUUUGAUUUACAUGUUUGGUUUACUUGCCUCAUAAGUUUUAUUCCUUUAAAUUUAGGAUAAGUACAUAUUCAAUAAUUUUCUUUUUAAUAUUUUAGUAUAUGAUUAAAAGUGUUAAACAUAAAAAUUUAUAUCAAAAAUGAAUAUUUAAAAGAUUGUUUUAAAUCGUUGUUAGUCUCUAAGAGCCCAACCUGCAUUUUAUUAAAUAAGUAAAUAUAAUUUUUCUGAUAAGAAGGAAGAUCCAUAUGAGAAAAUGUGUAGGGAGCAAAAGGAAAAAAUUAGAAAAAUAGAUGCUGAAAGUAAGAAAAAUCGAGGCCUCAAAGACUAUGUUGUAAUGUCAUCUUUAGCACUUUUUAUGCUCACUACAACUUAUUUCGUUGGUAAAAAGGGUUUAAAUAUAUUGUAAGAAUUUCAAAAUCCAUACAAAAAUAACGAAAAGAAUAAAAAUUGAAGGAUAUCCAAAAAUAAUAAUUUUAUUUUUUGAUUUAUAUACAUGUUACUUUAUUGUUUAUUUAUAGAUUAUUCUAAAUAAAUUACUAAUUUAUAGCUCAAUCAAUAUAUCUUAUUAUGCAAAUAUAAAAUGGGU